This is a messenger RNA of Colletotrichum destructivum, 3434 nucleotides long. RefSeq names its product Putative UDP-glucose/GDP-mannose dehydrogenase, NAD(P)-binding domain superfamily. Lineage: Eukaryota; Fungi; Ascomycota; Sordariomycetes; Glomerellales; Glomerellaceae. The record is from RefSeq and is a predicted model, not a curated record. Bases 1053 to 2981 code for a protein of 642 amino acids. Gene Ontology annotation, molecular function: UDP-glucose 6-dehydrogenase activity; NAD binding. Gene Ontology annotation, biological process: glycosaminoglycan biosynthetic process; polysaccharide biosynthetic process. The transcript is spliced from 3 exons. Gene Ontology annotation, cellular component: nucleus.
AGCCUUUUGAAGGGGGGGAAAGCAACAUGAGUAAAGAGCCAAGACCCUGCAAGAUAUAUCAAGAAAGCAAAGCCCCCCCGGGUGCCCUGCCCGCCGCCUCUUCCCACUUGAAGUCGUUCCGUCCAGCCCGUCAUCGCACAGUAGUCCACCAUCGUCGUAGCUGUACCCGUCGUCUUCGUCUCCUCUUCCCUCACCUUCGUUGGAGAUUGAUGAACUUCCAGGUCUGGAUAACCUGCCGCUCGCUCGUUCGCUCCCCGUCGUCCCCUCGCAUCCUCGGCCAUCACCUUAAAUCCCAUCGUCGUCCAAGUCGCGAGUCCUUCUCCAGGAUCCCUUUUCUUCCCCUACUUCACGAAUCCCCAACCAGUCUCUUAAUCCCACCUACGCCGUCCGACCUCCCGUACUGAGACGGACCGCCCACCUUUCCGAUUCGCCGCCCGUCCGCAUCUUCUGAGUCUUUCCAAAAGACCGACGCCGCCGCUGCCGCCGCCACCUCCCGACUCAACUCGACCUGUCUCGUCGCUCAUUCACACACGUUGACAGCCACAGACGAAGAAGAAGAAAAGAGAGCAGAGACCGAACCUGCCAAGCAACGCAAGGGAAUUCAGCUCGGGGACUUUGGAGGAAAAUCCACUCCACGUCCACGUUGACCCUGUCACUUUGUUGCAUCUUUUGGCUCUUUUCCCCGUCUCCCGGACCAAACCAGCCCACCACCCACCUCGGUUCCUUUAAGUGCCGCCAACUCUCGUUCGCCGCAUCGACUUUUUGAUCAGCAACGCCAUCCGACUUGCCGCGUUCCGCUCGAUUUGCUUAGACCGGACCUUUUUGCUCCCCUUGAGCUUCUGAUCCCCGAUUUCCAGCCAUACGAACACCACGAAACCUGCUUCCCACCCACCCACCCCCGAUUCCCUGAUUUCCAUUGACCUGGAAAUCCCCGAAUAGCUUCUUCCCCCCCGACCGUCUUCCCAGCCAGACGCCGAGGGUCAUCCAACCUCUCUGCCUGUCAACUCGUCUGUUGUCAGCCGCUCUGUCAGCCAACAGAGCAACUCCCAUCAAUGGCUGCAAGCUACACGCGCACAUCCUUCGCCCCAACCGACACAACCUCGACCGUCGGCAGCAUGGUCUCUCAGUCGCCCGCCGUCAGCGCCGGCCACUCGGAUGCUGGAUCCGGCAGCGGAACCCCAAACUCGUCCCCUCCCGCCUCGCGGCCUCGCAGCCCCGACCUGAAGCACGAAACCGCGUCCAAUGCCUCUGAUCUCGAGCCCCUCGAGCCGCUCGAGGUCAAGAACGUCUGCUUCGUCGGUGCUGGUUUUGUUGGUGGCCCAACUGCCGCUCUCAUCGCGUUGCACAACCCCGACCUCACCGUCAACGUUGUCGACCUCAACGCCGAGCGCAUCGCUGCGUGGAACUCGCCCCAUCUGCCCAUCCACGAAGCCGGCCUGCCCAAGAUUGUGCGCAUCGCCCGUGACGGCACCAACGAGACGACGGCCUUCCUCCCGUCGGCCGGCAAAGCCGUGAAGCUCGCCCCUCGCAAGCCGAAUCUCACCUUCACCACGGACGUCCAGCGCUGCAUCGGCGAGGCCGAUAUCGUCCUCAUCUGCGUCAACACCCCGACCAAGACGUACGGCCUCGGCGCCGGCUACACAGCUGACCUGAGUGCCCUCGAGGGCGCCUCCGAGACGGUGGCCAAGUACGCCAAGAAUGGCGCAGUCAUUGUCGAGAAGAGCACCGUCCCAACGGGCACCGCCCGCAUGAUUCGCGAGAUUAUGGCCCAGUACCAGCCCGACGCCGAGUUCGAGAUCGUGUCCAACCCCGAGUUCCUCGCCGAGGGAACCGCUGUGCGCGAUCUCAUGCACCCCGACCGUAUCCUGAUCGGCAGCUCUACUACUCGGGCCGGUAUCCGUGCCGCCAAUGCUCUCAAGAGCGUGUACGCCGCCUGGGUCCCCGAGCCCAAGAUCUUAACCGUCAACACCUGGUCGAGCGAGCUUACGAAGCUGGUGGCCAACGCCAUGCUCGCCCAGCGCAUCAGCAGCAUCAACAGCAUCAGCGCCCUCUGCGAGGAGCUGGGUGCCGACGUCCAGGAGAUCAGCCAGGGCAUCGGCGCCGACAGCCGCCUGGGCAAGAAGUUCCUCCACGCCGGCGUCGGCUUUGGCGGUUCAUGCUUCGAGAAGGACAUCCUCAACCUCGCCUACAUGGCGCGGACCCUCCACCUCGACACCGUCGCCGACUACUGGAUGGGCGUCCUCGACAUCAACAAGUACCAGCGCGAGCGCUUCGCUCAGAAGGUCCACCGCGCGCUCAACGGCAACCUGCGCCGAAAGAAGGUGGCCAUCCUCGGCUUCGCCUUCAAGGAGAACACCAACGACACGCGCAACAGCAUUGCCGUCCACAUCAUCACGGAGCUGGCCCACGAGAUGCCCAACGAGAUUGCCAUCUUCGACCCCGGCUGCGACCCCGUAGAGGUCAUGAACGAGGUCCGCCAGUCCAUCCCCGACGAGCGCAUCGUCGAGCGCGUCAAGGUUCACACGAACUGGCGCGACACUGUCCAAGGAUCGAGCGCCAUUUGCAUCCUUACCCCUUGGUACCACUUCCGCUACCCCAAGCAGGCUCAGACGACGGCUCGUCGCUCGUCCGUCUGGAGCAGUCCCGAGGCGUCCCGGGAAGAGGCCAACGCCUUCAUCAAGGAGUCGUUGUCCGAGAUGGACAUUGUCGAGCUUGAGAAGUUCGUCUCCCGCACCAGCGCCCACACGCCGACGGACCCCCUGAAGCGCAUGAAGCCGGAAGCUGAGUGCCAGGAGGGCUGCAACGGCUGCAACUUCGACGCCGCCAACGAGGAUUUGGGCGACCCCGUCGACUGGGAGUGGGCCGCCUCCGUCAUGAAGCGUCCUCGACUUGUCCUCGACGGACGCAACGUCGUCUCCGUGCCCGAACUUGAGAAGCUUGGCUUCCAAGUACAAGGCAUCGGCAAGGGACUGGUCAUUUGAUCUUUGCCCCCCCCCCCCCCCCCCCCCCCCCCCCCCUCUCUCUCUCUGAUUCUUACUCUCGUGAUCGGAGUGAUUGGCACAGAUGGACGAGAAAGGACUUUACGAGACUUUACAAUUCUUUUCGGGUAUUGAUGACGACCCAACGUACAUAAGACGAGAAAAAAAACCACUCAGCUGCACAGUAAGGCGUUUUGGAGGACAUUGGGCAAUUGGGCGGCGUAUUUUUCCUUUGUCACGGGGGGCCGACUUCUUGGACCCCUCGGGCCUUUCUUCUUUCGCUUUCACAUUCACCUUCACCUUCAUGGACAAGUUGGGGGGAAUACGUACGCAUGGAUUCUCUAGCCGACUGUUGUAUAAUUCUGGCAUUGCAAGAUUGCCCCGGCAGCAAGAGGUGGAAAGAAAGCCUUUGCUUGAAGCCGGGAUCAAUAUACCCAAUUGUAUACGUUUUAAGAA